AUGUCCACUGCUGAACUUGCUCAAGCCGCUCAACAGGCCCAUACCCUCACUCCCGGGUUCUUGGAGGAUGUUAGGGUGGCCACCUCCACGCUUUUGAACUUUUACAACCGUCACAGGGAAGGUCUUCUGGCCCACCAACGGACGGUAGAAGAGGAUGCAUACGGGAAAGCUGAACGAUUUGUAUGUUUGCUCAUCGACAAGAAUAUGUGGUAUAACGCGGCCCAGUGGCUCAACCACCCUUGGAUUUUGGCGUACACGGAAAUGGCCCGAGCGGGACCAUCGGUUGAUUGGACCAAAAUGUUCUCGAUCCCACAACCCACCACCCCUACCUUCUUUAUGGAAGGUUAUGCCGGUCCCUCUCCCCCUUUACCUCCAUCUUCGACCGAUUCAUUGCUCCCAGUCACAGUCCCAACUCCCCCAUUGCUGGUACCGACAGCUUCAUCAUCGCUCCCAGCCCCAACAAAACCAACGCGUCGGGCAAAAUCAACCGAUCCUGUGCCAGCGGCUGAAACGAAGUCCAAGAGUAAGACGAAGUCUGGGCGAAGGAAACCCGAGGCCGGGUCCAGCGCCCAGCCACAAUCAGAGGUGACUCCUAACGACACCGCUGCCCCAGUCCAAAGCAAAAAAAGAAAAGGGGACUCGAUCGAAGCCAGGCCAAAGAAGACCAGAGUCGUGAGUGCGGAGUUCAUCAACAGCAGCAGUGAUGAGGAAACAUUGAAGCCGAAGUCAGAGUCACUUCAACCGGUUGGUGGGGAAGCAAAGGCGGUUAAACCCAAGUCCCAGCCCCAUUUCUCCCGCAUGACACCCAGUGCCGGCCUCAGUCUCAUCCAAAGGCCCAAGUUAGACCCCGAUGCCGGUCCUCCCAAGACCGCCAUGGCCGCUUUAAGGCAAGCCAAAACUGCCGAACGUCUUGCAAAUCAGAAUGCCACGAUUGCGAAAGGCAAUUAUCAGCUUGCGGAUAUACCCUGUGAGGCCUGCAGAAAACGCCAAGAUCGAGACAUUGUUCCAUGCGCUAUCCGUUCCCCCCCACAACAAGGAUCCUGCUUCACCACUAGUAUCAACCAUUGUUUAUGA
Molecule: messenger RNA, 1074 nt
Organism: Laccaria bicolor S238N-H82
Lineage: Eukaryota; Fungi; Basidiomycota; Agaricomycetes; Agaricales; Hydnangiaceae
Exons: 2
Coding region: 1-1074 (357 amino acids)
Source: RefSeq, a predicted model, not a curated record